Molecule: messenger RNA, 336 nt
Organism: Colletotrichum abscissum
Lineage: Eukaryota; Fungi; Ascomycota; Sordariomycetes; Glomerellales; Glomerellaceae
Exons: 1
Coding region: 1-336 (111 amino acids)
Source: RefSeq, a predicted model, not a curated record
AUGGCCACCGUCAACUUCUUUGUCCACAUCUUGGUCUCGAUCUUGGGCCGGCCCCUAUCUCUCUGUCGUCUUGUCCGACGCAGAUCAGGACUCCCUGGCCUUGCCUGCUGGCCACGCCCACUACCCGUGAGGAACUCCUCUCUGCAGUUACCUUCACUUUGUAUGCUGGAAAUAACCCCUGCUUUCCCUGCCAUGUAUCCAUAUUCACCUCAGUGCCCUAAUGUACCAAUCACUACCGUCCGCGAUCUAUCUGGCAAACCGCAGUUUAUGCCCUUGCUCGCCCAUUUUUGGCUCUCCUGCUGUGCGGAUACUGCGUACUGUAACCCGAGCGGCUGA